CCCUCUCCUGCUGCCCACUUGCAACCAUUGAUGCRAUCGGCCACCGCAGCGGCGAGGGUGCUUUUCCCGGCACCGGGCCCCCCGGCCACCCCGAUCCAGMACCGUCCGUCCAAUCCCGUCCCCUUCCCGGAUCGGUACAAUCCCACGGCUCUCUCGGCUAGGCGUUGGUACGUGGAUUCCAUGGCGGCAUCGGCUGGUGCUUUGUUCACCACCGGCGGUGGCUGNGUGAUCGGGACCGUCYUCCUGGCCGUCGGCCUGGAAAAGUUCAUCCAGCAGCGCCGCAAGACCAUGGCGUACAUGGAGGCCGGGCCGCGGCGCCUGGUGGUCUCGGCCGUCUUUUACGGAAUCCAGCUGACGAUCGGCUACCUCCUCAUGCUGGUCAUUAUGAUCUAUUCCGUYKCCCUCUUUGCGUCGGUCAUCCUGGGCCUGGUCCUCGGGCACGUCAUGUUCAACGCCAAGGACGCGAUCUGGCCCAUCCACGAGCUCCCCGGCUUUGACGACCUCGGGUCCGACUCGGGCAUCGACGACGAGAGCGAGUCCGGGGUCAACCUCUCCGAGAUGGACUCCCCGCUCGGCUCCCCCAAGGCCGCAAAGGCUGCCGGGAGCGCCAGCGGCAGCGCCACCACGGCCUGCGGGAACUCCCGGAGCUGCACCAGCGGCAGAAGCAGCAGCGGCGGCGGGAGCUUUUGCAACGCCAGCACCAGCAUCAGCACCCGGUUCUCCGGGGCGUCCGGCGGGGAGGAGCGGGCCAUGCGGGAGGGAUCCACGCACUGCCAGGACUUUGACUGCGACACCAUCCACCAGGAGCAAGAGCAGCAGCAGCAGCAGCAGCAACACCAACACCACCAGCGGCACCAUGCCCCCAACUACGAGUACGAGUACUACGGCUCGAUGGGCGAGACGCGGGUCGGGGGCCUUGCGGCGGGCAAGGCCUCUCCUCCUCCACCGGCGGCGCCCGGCAGCAAGAAGAAGAAGAAACCCCUCCACCACGGCGUCCCGGAGGGGAGCACCCCUUGUUGCCAGCACGGUUUAUAACACGGUGCGAGCAACCCCGUGCCGUGCCGUGCCGCAAAAGUAAAGUAGUUCGAGCUAA
This is a messenger RNA of Pseudo-nitzschia multistriata, 1093 nucleotides long. The record is from the annotation of a GenBank genome assembly. Lineage: Eukaryota; Bacillariophyta; Bacillariophyceae; Bacillariales; Bacillariaceae.